GGGAGUGACUCAGCGGUUCUUGGUGCCCUGCUGACCCCUGCAGUGCAAGGAGGCGGCCUGUCAGGGCGCUUCUUCCUCCUCCUCCGUCUCCUUCCUAGGCGGCGGCCACGACAAGAACAACAGACGCUAAACAAGAGGCGUCAACGGCUCUCUGUGACUCGCGGCGCCACUUGCCAGCCCACCCAGCAGCCUUUCGCCUUCACUGCUGACCCCCACCGAUGGAAGCCGCUGGGAAAUGCCCACCGUUUGGGGAAGACGCCCAGCCCCGCGUAUGGACCUUGAGAAGGGGCUAUGACGUGCUUCGCCACCCGCAGAUAAAUAAGGGCCUAGCUUUCACGUUGGAAGAGAGGCAACAGCUGAAUAUUCAUGGAUUGCUACCUCCUUGUUUUCUCAGUCAAGAUGUUCAAGUGUUAAGAGUUCUUAGAAGCGAUGAAAGACAAGCAACUGACCUGGACAGAUACAUUCAGUUAACGAGUCUUCAGGAUCGAAAUGAAAAACUUUUCUAUAAAGUGCUGACUUCUGACAUUGAAAGAUUUAUGCCUAUUGUUUAUACUCCCACUGUGGGUCUGGCGUGCCAACAAUAUGGUAUAGCAUUUCGGAGGCCAAGAGGCCAUGAGCUGCAUUAUUGA
This is a messenger RNA of Gekko japonicus, 629 nucleotides long. Its product is annotated as NADP-dependent malic enzyme-like. Gene Ontology annotation, molecular function: malate dehydrogenase (decarboxylating) (NAD+) activity; malate dehydrogenase (decarboxylating) (NADP+) activity. The record is from RefSeq and is a predicted model, not a curated record. The transcript is spliced from 4 exons. Lineage: Eukaryota; Metazoa; Chordata; Lepidosauria; Squamata; Gekkonidae. Gene Ontology annotation, cellular component: mitochondrion. Bases 219 to 629 code for a protein of 136 amino acids. Gene Ontology annotation, biological process: malate metabolic process; pyruvate metabolic process.